AUGGAGCAGUACUUCUCAGCCACGCAGAAGAUGGAGCAGGAGGUGAUGUUCCCCAGCCUGCUGCGAGGGGUCUUCCCGCAGGAGGAGGGGGCAGCCCCGGCUGCCGAGAGCCGCACGGACCUGUACGAGCGCUACCAGCUCCUCAAGGCCAUCAAGCCCAUGGUGGAGAAAGGCCUGGCCUCUGUGGGUGACCAGAGCCCCAGCGGUGCCGACACCGACGGCGACACAUCCUUGGACAGCAACGGGGCCGAGGAUGCCCAGCUCGAGGAGCGCCUGUCCCAGCACCUGACUGGCCUGCAGCAGGUCCUCACCCACCUCACCAGGGACACCAACGCCCUGACCCGCAGGUACAGCCAGAUCCUGGAGCAGAUCAACCUCAGCGAGGGGCAGCCCAGCUGGUGA
Messenger RNA from Camarhynchus parvulus, 402 nucleotides. Its product is annotated as thyroid hormone-inducible hepatic protein-like. The transcript has a single exon. Gene Ontology annotation, cellular component: cytosol. NCBI's taxonomy places the organism in Eukaryota, Metazoa, Chordata, Aves, Passeriformes, Thraupidae. Gene Ontology annotation, biological process: regulation of lipid biosynthetic process. Bases 1 to 402 code for a protein of 133 amino acids. The record is from RefSeq and is a predicted model, not a curated record.